GGUCUCGGCGGCGGCGACAGCGGGAGGUGGGGGCAUGUGCGCGCGCCGCGCUCGCGGAGCGGUUGCCGCCAUCAUGCCGCAUCGGGUGUUCGUGGUGGGCGUCGGCAUGACCAAGUAUGAAGGUUCUCUGCCUAAAUUAAGGAAAGGAGACACUACAGAAAGUACAGCUAAGUGUUGCGAAAGACUGGAGUUGGGGAGUUCACAAAGCCCCAUGAGAAUAGCAGAGAUUAUCCUGACAUGGCUAAGGAGGCAGGCCAAAUGGCUUUAGCUGAUGCUGGGAUUCCAUAUUCGAUGGUGGAGCAGGCAUGUGUGGGUUAUGUUUAUGGUGACUCAGCCUGUGGACAAAGGGCUGUCUAUCAUGGUUUGGGUUUAACUGGCAUUCCUAUCGUUAAUGUUAACAACAACUGUGCUACUGGAUCAACUGCUUUGUUCAUGGCCAAGCAGCUAAUAGAAGGAGGUUUGGCAGAUUGUGUUCUGGCACUUGGCUUUGAGAGGAUGGCAAAAGGUUCCCUUGGUUCAGCUUUUUCAGACAGAACUAAUCCAGUUGAUAAACAUAUAGAAGUUAUGAUAAAUAAAUACGGUUUAGCAAGUGCUCCAAUAGCACCUCAGUUCUUUGGAAAUGCUGGCAGAGAAUAUAUGGAGAAACAUGGGACAAAUCCAGAAUACUUUGCAAAAAUUGCAUGGAAGAAUCAUAACCAUUCAACUAAGAACCCGUAUUCCCAGUUCCAAAAGAAGUACACAUUAGAUGAAGUUCUGCAUUCUCGCAGAGUUUUUGAGUUCUUGACUAUCUUACAGUGUUGUCCGACAUCAAAUGGUGCUGCAGCUGCAGUUUUGGCUAGUGAGGAAUUUGUGAAAAGGCAUAAAUUGCAGCCAAAAGCUGUGGAAAUUCUAGCCCAGGUGAUGGCUACUGAUUAUCCAAGCUCAUUUGAAGGAAACAGUUGUAUGAAGGCGGUUGGCUAUGAUAUGACUAAAAGAGCUGCAGAAAAAUGUUUUGAAAAAGCAGGCCUAAAACCUACAGAUGUUGAUGUGAUUGAACUUCAUGACUGUUUCUCAGUUAAUGAGUUAAUUACCUACGAAGCUCUGGGACUCUGUCCAGAAGGCAAAGCAUGUGACCUGAUUGACAGAGGAGACAAUACUUACGGAGGAAAAUGGGUUGUUAAUCCUAGUGGUGGCUUGAUUUCAAAGGGACAUCCACUUGGUGCUACAGGCCUGGCUCAGUGCGCCGAGCUCUGCUGGCAGCUGCGCGGCCUGGCGGGCGGGCGGCAGGUCCCGGGGGCAAAGGUCGCGCUGCAGCAUAACCUGGGCCUCGGCGGGGCCGUGGUGGUGACCCUCUACGCCAUGGGCUUCCCCGGAGCUGCCAGCACUGGCCGUAUUGCAGCUGUGCCUCUCAGCGCAGCUGUUGAUGGAUUUAAGUCACAUUUGGUCUUCAAAGAGAUUGAAAAGAAGCUCCAAGAGGAAGGAGAGCAAUUUGUCAAGAAAAUUGGUGGAGUCUUUGCCUUCAAAAUAAAAGAUGGUCCUGAUGGGAAAGAAGCAACUUGGAUAGUAGAUGUGAAAAAUGGUAAAGGGUCUGUGGCAGUUAAUUCAGAUAAGAAGGCAGAUUGUACGAUUACAAUGGCUGACACUGAUCUGUUAGCUCUCAUGACUGGCAAAAUGAAUCCUCAGACAGCAUUCUUUCAAGGCAAAUUGAAAAUAUCUGGGAACAUGGGCAUGGCAAUGAAACUUCAGAAUCUACAGCUUCAGCCAGGCAAAGCUAAACUUUGAGCUCAUUAGAGUAAACAGUACUUUAUAUUCUUGACAAAAAAGUAGAAUGAAACUAAACAUUAUCAAUAAUAUGGUGCAGACUGGGUUUGAUUUGACCUAUCUCACGUAAAUUAAUUCUCUUAAUAAAUUCCAUCAGUUUCUCUAUAGCUAAGAUUUUUAGGUUAAGCUUGAGGCACUAACUCUUACAAAUGGUAUAUGGUGGGUAUUUGUGACAAUUUUUGUUUUAAUCAGUAUGAAAAUUUUUAUAAAAUGUAGAGUUGAAUGAGGCUGCUUACUGUUGUUCAAGUUAGUUGGGAAGAGAGUGAGGAAGGUUACAUUGUUUGACGUAUCAGGUAAAUGAGUUGCAUUUUUUUAAAGCUGUAAUAGCAGGUCAUACACAUGCUUUCAGAUUUCCAUUCUAACAAAUUUACUACUGCUUCAAUUAAAAUGGUCUUAUAAAGGGGAUGUUUAACAACAUUUUUUUAGAAUAGGCUUUUUGGGAAUUUGCUAUAAGAUACUUUUCUUAUUACUACUUUGGAAUUAAAAAAUAAAAUACCCAGAAGUAAGAAAGAACUAAAAUGUUGCUGUGAGAUUCACAGGAUUUGCUAAUGCUUCACCUUGAAAAAAGAUUAGGUUUGUUGGGAGAGCAGAGAAGGAAUAUAACCACCAUUUUACCUGAUUUCUCCUGAGAAAAUCUGGUGUUGAUCUCUGAAAUUCUUAAUAGUAAUGUAAAAAAGUUUUCAAUUCUGUUUUGGGAAAAUGUGUUCUGGUUGGGAGUUUAAUAGAAAAUUAAAUAUACUUUUCCUGUUCUCCUGUGUGUUUCUUCCUCAGAUAUGUAAAUAUGGAUUUCAUGUUAAUGCACUGAAUUGACUAUUUUAUACAGGCUGUCAUGAAGGGUGCUUGCAAUCAUCCAUUUUUUCCUCUCAGGCAUUGUCAGUAGAUACUCCAUAAACUACCUAUCAGUCCAGUAUAUACGUGUCACAUCCUCACAUAUGUGGGCUGUGACUGAGGAAUUUAUGCAUAAACUUUCACUUCCCUGGUUUAACUAAAGUCAUAAUGAAAAUGAGCUAAUUCAAGCCAGUCAUUCUGCUUUUCUAGUGUGAAUGGUUAAGAUUGCUGAGCAGUAAGAAUGCGGCUGUACUGACUCAGACCAAAAAUCAAUCUAGCCCACUCUGUUUUCUGAUCGUUGAUACCUUGGAAGGAAUAUUAAGAUGGCCCAAACAUCUAUUUAGCCAGAAUACUUCCCUAGCUGCCAGUGAUUUUGAUUUUUUUUUUUUUUUUUUUUUCCACAUCACAAAUUUGAGCCGGAAGUGGUAUGCCUGUAUCUGAAGUUCUUGGUGGAUAGUCUUUCGUGACUUUGUCCAGUCCCUUUUUGAAUCCUUGACAGCUUUUUUUAGCCUGGGUCAAGAAUUUCAGUAGCUUACCUAGACAACAUGUGGAAUUAAAUUUAUUCCUUUUUAUUUUAUACAUUGCAGUUUUAUAUCUCUUACUUGCUUUUUUUGUUGGUUGGGGGGGUGGUUGUUGUUUUCUGUUGUUUGUUUGUUUCUUCCAGUAAGAAAUGGUGAACAGCUUCAAAGAACUCCUGGUGUUUAUAAUCUUGCCCUAAUACCUUCAGGCUUCGCAGCUUAAAGAAGAGGACAUUCUAUUUAAUUGUGUCACAUGGGGAGACCCUUGUAAUGUCUCAGCCAUCCACGUAUCCUCCUUGUAUGCUGCAUUCUGAUUGUCCUGUUAAAAGCUUUCAAGAUACAAGAGCAUUUUCUGCUUUUAUUUUUCUUUCCCCAGGCGUUCUUCUGACUACUAGUUUUGAGCUGAUGUUCUCUUGAGCCCUCUGAUUUAAGAGAUCCAUUUCUUUCAUAUUAAUUCUUUUAUGCUUAUUUCUGUACUGUGAAGCUGAAACUUUUUAAAAUUAUUGUUCCAUAUGCAUCACUUUAUAUUGAAAUGUCAACUGUUUUACUGUCCAGGCAUUCAGUGUUCAGACCUGCCUUGCAGCUUUUGUGCUCAGCCCUGGGUUUUAAUAUCUGGAUGAAUCAACUUUUAUCACCCCACUGUUCAUCAUCUUUUCCAAGGCAUUAGUUUGGUGUUAAGUACAACAGAUACGGAUUUGCCCUACUGUAAACUUCUUAAAAUACAAUCUGGUCAUAUGAA
Molecule: messenger RNA, 3885 nt
Organism: Tyto alba (common barn owl)
Lineage: Eukaryota; Metazoa; Chordata; Aves; Strigiformes; Tytonidae
Gene: SCP2
Product: sterol carrier protein 2
Exons: 17
Coding region: 238-1761 (507 amino acids)
Molecular function (GO): acyltransferase activity, transferring groups other than amino-acyl groups
Source: RefSeq, a predicted model, not a curated record